GUCUUAUAAAAAUACAAUUGCAAGUGUUACAUAGAAAAAUGUUGAGUAUAAGAUUACCUCCUUUUCCAACUAUUAAAGAUAUCAUUAAAUUGUAUAAAUUGUCGGCCUUAAAGCAUUUGUCGCAAAACUUUUUACUGGAUGAACGACUUAUCGAUAACAUUAUCAAGAAAGCUGGAAAUCUUAAUGGAAGUCAUGUAGUUGAAAUAGGACCUGGUCCAGGUGGACUGACAAGAUCAAUAAUAAGAAAAGGUCCUAAGAAAUUAAUAGUUGUGGAAAAAGAUAAAAGAUUUAAACCAAUAUUAGAUAUGUUAGCGGAAUCUUUCUAUCAUGUAAAUGGUCAAAUGGAUAUUAUAUAUGAAGAUAUUAGAAAUUUACGUAUGAAUGAUAUAUUUCCUAUGGAAGAAAAAAAGGAAUGGAUGGAUGAUACUCCAAAUAUUCAUUUAAUUGGUAAUUUGCCAUUUAACGUUUCGACCAUUUUAAUAAUUGAAUGGCUUAAAAAUAUAUCAGAACAUAAUGGUCCAUGGACAUAUGGUAGGGCAAAAAUGUUAUUAACAUUUCAAAAGGAAGUAGCAGAACGUUUAGUAGCUGAACCAUUUGAUAAAGAAAGAUGUAGAUUAUCGGUGAUGGCACAAGCAUGGACUCAACCACGUCUCUGUACUAUUAUUCCAGGAAAAGCUUUUCUUCCAAAACCGGAUGUAGACGUAGGAGUUGUAACUUUUGAACCAUUGAAAGAGCCACGUACAAAACAUGAAUUUAAUAUUUUUGAAAAAGUAACAAGACAUAUUUUUAAUUCACGACAAAAAUACAGUAUCAAAUGUGUCAAAAAACUUUUUCCAGAAUAUUGUAGAGAAGAACUUUCAAAUUUGGUAUAUAAAUUAAGUGACUUAGAUCCAAUGAUUAGACCAACAAAACUUACUGUCGAGGAUAUUGAUAAAAUAACAACUGCUUACAAAUAUAUAAUAGAAAAACAUCCUGAGAUAAGCUCGUACGAUCAUCGUGCAUCGCAUCGAAUACUUAACAAAAAAUAUACUGAAAUUUUUUCUGUUAAUGAUAUUAUAGAAUGACAAGCAUCAUAAUUUGUAUAUUAUAUUUUGUUAAAAUGUAAUUGGAUUAGAAAAGUGGAUUCGUAUAUAUGUACCAUGUUUUAUUUUAUUUAGUCGCAAGAUGUAGUUUAUUACAAUUGUUUUAUAAUUUCAAUUAAAAGAUCGUACGUGUAUAAAAUAUACACUUAUAUACAUGAA
Messenger RNA from Vespa velutina, 1241 nucleotides. RefSeq names its product mitochondrial dimethyladenosine transferase 1 (gene mtTFB1). NCBI's taxonomy places the organism in Eukaryota, Metazoa, Arthropoda, Insecta, Hymenoptera, Vespidae. Gene Ontology annotation, cellular component: mitochondrial matrix. Gene Ontology annotation, molecular function: mitochondrial transcription factor activity; rRNA (adenine-N6,N6-)-dimethyltransferase activity. Gene Ontology annotation, biological process: transcription initiation at mitochondrial promoter; rRNA methylation. The coding region runs from base 39 to 1064 and encodes 341 amino acids. The record is from RefSeq and is a predicted model, not a curated record. The transcript is spliced from 3 exons.